AUGUGCCACGUGAUCGUGACUUGCCGCUCCAUGCUGUGGACACUGCUGAGCAUCGUGGCAGCGUUCGGCGAGCUCAUCGCUUUCAUGAGCAGCGACUGGCUGGUGGGCUUCCCGCGUGUGCCCGAGCACCACCGACACGGCGAGGCCUACCGGCCCACGCUGGGCAUCUACGGCCGUUGCGUCAAGCUGCCGCACCUCCAGCGUGGCGUCCUGUGCGGACCCUACGCCGUGCACUUCGGGGAGAUCGCCAGCGGCUUCUGGCAGGCCACCUGCAUCUUCCUGGCGGCCGGCAUCCUGCUGCUGUGCGCCGUGGCCUUCGUUUCAGUCUUCACCAUUUGCUUCCAGAGCAUCAUGAAGAAAAGCAUCUUCAACGUCUGCGGGCUGCUGCAAGGCAUCGCCGGUUUAUUCCUGAUUUUGGGCUUGAUGCUGUACCCGGCCGGCUGGGGCUCGGACAAGGCCCGCCUGUACUGCGGCGCGGAGGCUGCGCCGUACCGCGCCGGCCUGUGCUCCAUGGGUUGGGCCUUCUACACGGCCGCCGGCGGCACGGCGCUCACCUUCCUGUGCGCAGUCUUCUCGGCGCAGGCCGAGAUCGCCACGUCAAGCGACAAGGUGCAGGAGGAGAUCGAGGAAGGGAAGAGCCUCAUCUGCCUUCUCUGA
Molecule: messenger RNA, 657 nt
Organism: Nerophis lumbriciformis (worm pipefish)
Lineage: Eukaryota; Metazoa; Chordata; Actinopteri; Syngnathiformes; Syngnathidae
Source: RefSeq, a predicted model, not a curated record